Linepithema humile (Argentine ant) is the source of this 942-nucleotide messenger RNA. NCBI's taxonomy places the organism in Eukaryota, Metazoa, Arthropoda, Insecta, Hymenoptera, Formicidae. The record is from RefSeq and is a predicted model, not a curated record.
AUGGAGAUAAAAUUUCCAAUGUACUCGAAGAUAAACGUGCGCAGACAAUCGUUCGCAACGUGGCCUCUCAAUGAAAACGUAUCGUCCGUUCAGUUAAGUUAUCACGGCUUUUUCUUCGUAGGCACGCACGAUAUAGUAACAUGUUACACGUGCGGAGUCACUCUCGAAAAGUGGAAUAAAAACUUAUUCGCGGUGGACGGACGUCGAAACGUGAAAAGAGCAAACGUUGUUUCCGAAGACAAUGGUGGUGUCGCGACGAAGAAACGAAGAAGUCUGUGCGACCCAUUGGUGGAACAUAUCUAUUGGUCGCCUGAUUGUCCAUUGAUUUUACGUUAUCGCGACCAACCGGAGUGGCGAACGAAUAAUCCUCGAUCGACCCGAAGAAGCGACAACAAUACCGACGUUAUGUUCGUAUCGUUGUCCGCUUCCUACGGAUCACUCGUUAAUACGACGCUACGCGAUUAUCAUACUCUGAAAGAGAUGAAGGGUCAAGUGGACGUUAUGUUCGGUAAUUUGAUAUCGUUUUAUCGCAAGCUAGCGACCGAAUUAGAUGUGUUGUACCAACGAAUGCUCGUUGCCACGAAAGGCGCGUGUGCGUGCAGUCACACUUGUCUCGUUACAACCAAUCGUAGAAUAUCAGCGAUAGCCGCGUGUCUAACCGCUUUGCGAAAAACUCGACGAAUUUCUCUACGCGACGAAUGUCUAGUCGACCUGACGACGAUGCGUCGCAACGGCGGCACGACAGCACCGUCGUCGCCACCGUUGUCAUGUGAAUCUUGUAGUAAUCACCACUGCGUAGUGUGUCGCGACGCGUUGAGCGAUAUUCUUUUUCUACCGUGCGGUCAUUUGAAAUGUUGCUUAAAUUGCGCCGUCAGAAUAACCACCGGUGAAUGUCCUCUCUGUCGAGGCACCGUGUUCGCGAUGCUUCGUGUUUACGUUUGA